This is a messenger RNA of Astrephomene gubernaculifera, 763 nucleotides long. Lineage: Eukaryota; Viridiplantae; Chlorophyta; Chlorophyceae; Chlamydomonadales; Astrephomenaceae. The record is from the annotation of a GenBank genome assembly.
CAGCCGGGGGGUGGGGCUGCAGCCCCCCUCCUUCCGCUCGCCCUACAUGACCAAGCUGCUCAACAACUACCGCUCCCACCCCGCCAUCCUGCGCGUUCCCAACGCCGCAUUCUACCGAGAUGAGCUGCGCACGGCUGCACCCAUGAUGGAGGUGAACUCCAUGCUGCUGUGGGAGGGGCUGCCUAACGACAGGGUCCCCCUGCUGAUGCACCACCUGGUUGGCAAGGACGAGCAGGAGGCCAACAGCCCCUCCUGGCAGAACCUGCUAGAGGCGCGGCAGGUGGUGGAGUACGUCCGGGCGCUGCUGGGCAUGCGGGGCGGCAGGAAGGUGGAAGGGCGGGACAUCGGCAUCAUAUCGCCCUACAAGAAGCAGGUUCAGCGCAUCCGCGCGCUGCUCAAGGAGCUGGCGCACUACAUCAAGGUGGGCAGUGUGGAGGAGUUCCAGGGGCAGGAGCGCCGCAUCAUCAUCAUAUCCACAGUGCGCUCGAGCGACGAGUACCUGGAGUUCGACUCGCGGCACCGGCUGGGCUUCCUGGCCAACCCCAAGCGCUUCAACGUGGCCAUCACGCGGGCAAAGGCGCUGGUGAUUGUGGUGGGCAACGCGCAGAUCCUGUCUCACGACCGCUACUGGCGCGCUCUGCUGCGCUACCUGCACCCCGCGCACGCCAUCAUCGGGCAGCCGCUGCCCGCCUCCGUGACGGAGAGGCUGGAGGCCAUCCCUGGGCCCGAGGACAUUCUAGGAGACGAUGACGGGGAGGAGGGA